Aphanomyces invadans is the source of this 1494-nucleotide messenger RNA. RefSeq lists its product as hypothetical. Gene Ontology annotation, biological process: transmembrane transport. Gene Ontology annotation, cellular component: membrane. The transcript has 2 exons. NCBI's taxonomy places the organism in Eukaryota, Oomycota, Saprolegniomycetes, Saprolegniales, Verrucalvaceae. Bases 1 to 1494 code for a protein of 497 amino acids. Gene Ontology annotation, molecular function: transmembrane transporter activity. The record is from RefSeq and is a predicted model, not a curated record.
AUGACGAGUCGGUCGGUGGCGUUCAAAGAUUUGGACAAUGCCAAGUUUUCGUCCGCGCACGUCCGCGCCAUGCUCGUGGCAGGUUCCGGCUUCUUCGUCGACUCGUACGAUAACUUUGUGAUCGGCCUCAUCGUGCCCAUGAUUGCGUGGGAGUACUAUCACCAAGGAAGCCUGCCCUCGUCGCUCGCGGACGGGUGGGUCAAGGCGGCGGCGCCGUGGGGCAACAUGGUCGGCCAAGUCGCGUUUGCGAUCUUGGGUGAAUCCUCGGCCGCAAAAAGGUUCGCCGUGUGGCCUGUGGACGGCAACGCGGACAACGUGCUCAUCAUGCUGGCGGUGUGGCGCUUCAUCUUGGGGAUCGGGGUCGGGGGGGAUUACCCCGUGUCGGCCGUGAUCACGUCCGAGUUUGCGUCGAGCGACCGCCGCGGCCAGUUUAUCUCGAUCGUGUUUGCCAUGCAAGGGUUUGGCAUUAUCACGGGGGCUGUCAUGGCAAUCAUCUUGCUGUCGUUCUUCCAGACGUCGAUUGUCGAGGACCCGAACCACAUCGGGUAUGUGUGGCGCCUCCUGGCUGGAUUCGGCGCGGUGCCGGCACUGGCAGCGGUGUACUGGCGCCUUCGCAUCCCAGAGACCCCUCGGUUCACGGCCGACGUGCUCGGCGACCAAGAAGCCGGCGUGCGUAACGCGACGCAAUUCUUGGGCGGCCCCACCUUUGACGAGCCGGUCCCUGUCGAUGCGACUCGCACGACCAAGUCGUUCUCGGACGCGUUCCGCUCCCACUUUUCCAAGUGGGUCAACCUCAAGGUCCUCAUCGGGUGCGCCGCGUGCUGGUUCUUCCUCGACAUUGGGUACUACGGCACGUCGCUCAAUACCCCCGUGAUCUUGGACGCGAUCGGGUAUGGCGCGCCAAAGACCAAGGGCAAGCAAAAGACAUUUGACGACCUGUGGAACCGCGCGGUCGGGACGGCUAUCAUCAACAUGUGCGGGACUGUGCCGGGGUACUGGUUCACGGUCUAUUUCAUUGAGCGGUGGGGCCGCAAGCCAAUCCAGUACAUGGGGUUUGUCAUGCUCACUCUACUCUUCCUUGCCAUGGCGAUCUGGCUGGACGACCUCAAAACCAGCCACCGGACUGUCUUUGUCGUGAUGUACUCGUUCGCGCAGUUCUUCUUCAACUUUGGCCCGAACACGACGACGUUUGUGAUCCCGGCCGAGGUGUUCCCGACCCAGGUCCGGUCGACGGGCCACGGAAUCUCGGCGGCGUCCGGCAAAGCGGGGGCGAUUUUGGCGGCGCAGGCGUUCGCGGUCGUGGCCAAGUCGAGCUUUGGCUUCAGCGGGGUCUUGUACAUUUUUUCGGGGUGUUGCUUCCUCGGCCUACUCUUUUCGUUCUGCGUCCCUGAGACCAAAGGCUUGACGUUGGAACAGCUCUCGACAAUCGACAAGAUCGACAACAACCUCAACUACCAUGCUCAAAACACACCUCUGAAGGACCUGGCCGAGUAG